AUGUCCCUCGAGAUUGCGUACGAUGGACUUCGAUUUCUUUCAGCCGGCCAGUCAAGUGUCGUGGAUGUGAUUGACACGGAGAGGGUUCUCAAAGCCUACCACGACACCGACAACAACGAGGACAUUGUUGAGCGUCGAGCGGAUAUUGUUCUUGAACGGGGACGUGUUCUCCGAGAAGUGCUUCGUCCGCCAAACGAAGAUGUUUCGAUCCGGAGAAAGGUCCAGUGGCUGAAGGACUACGCGCACAGACUACAACACUGCCACUCCAAAGGGAUUGUGCAUGCCGAUGUUGGCUGUCACAAUGCCAUCCUGAACACCCAUGGUCGAGUACAGCUGAUUGACUUUGCCGGCUGCAACAUUGACAGCGCAGAAGUCAGUUCCUGCCACGAGUGGUUCUCAUACCGCCGAUCCGGCCCUGUAUCUAUCGCUACCGUUCAAACAGACGUCUUCGCCUUUGGAUGUAUGAUUUUUGAAGUGGUGACGGGCAGGCCUCCCUUCCAAGACGAGCUUGAAACGUCUCGGACUCGAACGCACAUCGUCGAAGAGCGGUACAUGAACAAUCAAUUUCCUGAUCUCCAGAGCCUGCCCGCUCCGCUACGUCAGUCAUACGCCGCGGCUGCUCCUCGCAUCUCGCUGAUGGCUGAGAUAGCCAUACAAUGGACCCCAGACGUUCUCAGCGCGGGGCGUCACAAUAUGAAAACAGUCGCCAACAAGAAGCGUACCAGAAGCCACACAUUUGGCGGAUGUAAAACCUGUCGCAGACGUCACAUCAAAUGUGACAAGGUGCGGCCUACAUGUCUCACUUGUAGGGCUGUUGGCGCGGCUUGCGAAGGGUUCAGCCAGGACCUCAAAUGGGUUGACAGUCGGAGCCGAGCCACUAACAACGAGGGCCGCACGGAGUCGGCAGGCCAGUCAGUGAGACAUCAUCUCUACACAGAAGCAACUCAAGAGCUGAUGAGCAAAGCUCUGCGUUCGGACUUUGCUCAUAAGCCUGUUGAGGAGUCUCUCUCAGAACUUGACGGCAGGUGUCGAGAUGGAGUACCAGGCUGUGCCGAUGGCCUCGUUGUGGGCCCUUUUGGGGUCUUCAGCCUCGAUACCACGCCACCACAGCCUCGGAGCAGCUUAACUCGGAGUGAAUCAGUUCAGACGAUGUCCGGACCACAAGCUACUGACGUUCAGCGUCACGAAAAUGACUUAUCAUCUAUUGAGUCAGUUGGCAGAUUAAGCGACAUACACGACUUCUUGGAUUGGCCUGAUCUUUUUGACCUGGACUUUACAAAUGCCGAGAUAUUCCCGCAGUCAUUCGACAACGGUCUUCAGGAUUUGUUUGCCGCUCCUGAUCCUGCGGCGCCGCAGAUCAACCAUGCCGAUACUUUCGCGGUUGAAAGAGAUGUCGGCUGCGCUGGAGCCGUGUCUCCCUCGAUGAGGUCAUUAGGCGGCGAGAUAGGCGUGAAACCUGACGACAUUGACCCUGCAGAAGCACAACUACUUCUCACUCACUUCAAAGAUCGGGUCUUGCCUCAAUUGCGGAUCAUGCCUGUCGAGAAGAAGUCGCCGUGGGAAGUCAACAACCUGAACAAUGCGGUUCUGACCCUGGCAAGACUGACGUACAUGGUUUCGCAACCGGUAUCUCACGCUGCUCUGGCCAAUUUACAGGCACUACUGGCUCUCUCCGCCAAGCACAUGGUAGCCCAUACAGAUGAAUCUUCUCGGGGAUACUGGCAAGAUUUUGCAGCCAACAACAUCAACAAGGCAAAGGAAAACCUGCAUUGUGCCUUGCGGAACGAGAUCAAGGGCACUAAUGCUGCUAAAUAUAAAGACCUACUUAUGGCAAUUCUAGCCAUGGUGACAUAUGCCACUCUGUACGAUAAUCAAGCAGACGCUCGGGCGUAUAUGAUCGACGCUGAACGGCUGCUUCGGCUUCGCGGACUCGCGAAACGGACCAUUUCGCGAAAGGCAAGGGAAUUGCACCAUGUCUAUACGUGGACAAGGAUAGUGGAAGAAAGUACUUUCGUGUUGCGUAACUACGAAUCAACCAGGGCAAAAGGUGCUGUUGGGACUGCCAGGUCCAGUGAAGUAGCUGCGAUACAGCCUCACUCGGGGCCCAACCCUCGCUUGGAUGACUUCCUGCGACUCGACACAUGUAUCCCGGACAGCGAGAUUGAAGCCGGUGCAGAAAAGGACAAUGAGACCGGACAGCAUGACAUCCACCUUGAAGACAGCCGAGAAUUUCCGCCGAGCAUGUACACCGAGCUUUAUGGGAUAUCUGAGAAGUGGCUCAGUCUUGUGUCACAAACGACGAGACUGGCAAAUUUCAUCGACAGUGUGGCAUUCGACAAGGACAAAUGCGAUAUUGUGUUCAUGGAAGCGAUCGAAAGACGAAAGCAACGACUAGAAAACAUGGUCUGUGCGUUUGCCACGAGCGACCUCCCGGAUGCCGACGACCAAGCGCUCUCAACCACGCGGAGACCAAGCGUGGAACUAGCCCGCGAGUCGAUGGUGCAGGCGCUGAAUUCUGCUCUCGUGAUCUUCUUCUACCGAAGAAUCAGGAGGGUCAACCCGUUGAUCCUACAAGAACAUGUCAAGACCGUCAUCCAGGCUUUGAAAACGUACGAAGCUGCGUGCAAAGAGACUGGCAUCCGGGGAACCGGGUCCCCCUGGCCUGCUUUUAUGGCCGGGUGUGAAGCACUGUACCCUUCGCAGAAGGAGUACCUGAAGGGUUGGUUCGAGAGGGCUUUUGCCGUCACGGGGUUUACAAGGAUCACCGUGGCGAAGGCCUGUAUGGAGGAGGUAUGGAGGCGGCGCGACCGGCCUGUCGGCGCAUUUUGCACGGGAAGCCGCGAUCAGACCCGAACGUGGGAGCGAAUUUCCAAGGAACAGAACUUGCACUUGUUACUGUCAUGA
Molecule: messenger RNA, 2904 nt
Organism: Fonsecaea monophora
Lineage: Eukaryota; Fungi; Ascomycota; Eurotiomycetes; Chaetothyriales; Herpotrichiellaceae
Exons: 6
Coding region: 1-2904 (967 amino acids)
Biological process (GO): positive regulation of transcription by RNA polymerase II; protein phosphorylation
Cellular component (GO): nucleus
Molecular function (GO): protein kinase activity; ATP binding; DNA-binding transcription factor activity, RNA polymerase II-specific
Source: RefSeq, a predicted model, not a curated record